Messenger RNA from Amblyraja radiata (thorny skate), 3243 nucleotides. RefSeq lists its product as uncharacterized. Gene Ontology annotation, molecular function: nucleic acid binding; zinc ion binding. The record is from RefSeq and is a predicted model, not a curated record. Gene Ontology annotation, biological process: DNA integration. NCBI's taxonomy places the organism in Eukaryota, Metazoa, Chordata, Chondrichthyes, Rajiformes, Rajidae.
AUGGUCCACCAAGGGCAUCUGAAGACAAGAUUCCCAACUCCAAGAGGUGCUGGAGAUGUGGCGGUAGCCAUGAGCCGGCAAUGUGGAGGUUCCGGGUUCCGAGAUAGUAGGUGCUUCAGGUGCUCGGGAAUGGGUCACAUCAAAAGGCAGUGUGAUGCUGUUAGAGCCUACCAGCAGGGGAGAAGACGGUUAUGGAAAAAGGCAAACCGCUUGGAGGAGACUGAGUCGGAUUCAUCAGAGUAUGAUAUAGGCCACUUGUACGAUGAAUCAAUUAACAAAUUGUCGAACGCUGAACCGUAUACGACCACGGUGAUAAUAAAUGGCAAGGAUGUACAAAUGGAAGUGGACACGGGAAGUCCAUGGACUAUAGUACCAGUGGAAGCCUUCAAAGAACUCUGUCCGAAACCCAGACUGGAUGCCUGUAGCCUUAAACUAAAAUCCUACACAGGAGAGAAGGUGGACAUUAUCGGGGAAGCAGCGGUACAGCCAGCAGACGCCGGGUUCAAGUCUAAGACCACCAAUUUGCGAGAGGCUUUGGGCUCAGUACUAAACAAGCACGCCAAGCUGUUUGAUAACAGCACCCAUGGAGUACUGAAGGGGUACCAAGCCAAAGUGUACCCACAAGACGGAAACAGUGGGGCCAAAUUUUACAAAGCAGCGCCGGUGUCAUAUGCAGCUAGGAAGCAAAUAGAUGCCACAUUAGAUGACUUGCUGCAGGAGGGCAUUAUCAAGCCAGUGAAGACAGCGGAUUUUGCAUGCCCAAUCAUAGCUGUUAAGAAACUGAAUGGGGCCAUGAGAGUCUGUGGAAAUUAUAAGCUCACAGCAAACAAGGUGCUGAAAGUGGAACAGUAUCCACUUCCAACAUUGGAGGAUCUCCUGCAGGAACUAGAAGGAGGAGAGAAGUUCUCUAAACUAGACCUCUCCCAUGCCUAUCAUCAGAUAGAGUUAGACCCAGACGCUCUGAGGUACACAACCAUUAAUACACACAAAGGGCUCUUUGAGUAUACUAGAUUACCUUUUGGGAUAUCUAGCGCACCAGCCAUGUUCCAAAGAACAAUGGAGAGCCUGCUAACGGACAUUCCUAUGUGCAAGCCCUAUCUGGAUGAUAUCAUCAUCAGCGGAAGGACUGACGAAGAGCACCUCAAGAACCUGGAAGCGGUCCUAUCAAGACUAGAAACCAGUGGGUUGCGCCUGAAGGGGGAGAAGUGUGCACUGAUGCAGGAGUCCGUCGACUAUCUCGGACAUCGACUGAGUCGGAAGGGCCUUCGUCCGCUUCAAGACAAAGUCGAGGCGGUGCGGGAAGCCAAGCGACCGGUGAACCAAAGCCAACUGCAGGCAUACCUGGGAUUACUGGGAUAUUAUACCGGUCAGCGGAGUCGAAGGGUGGGAAGAAACGCGGAGCCCGAUCCCCGGUUCAAAUGGGGAAAGGAACAAGAGCAGGCAUUCCAGAGAUCGAAGCGUCUCCUGCAGAGUGACAGUGUGCUGACACAUUACGAUCCAGCCAAAACAAUCCUGCUCCAAACGGAUGCAAGCCCCUGUGGCUUGGGUGCUGUGAUAAGCCAUGUGGAUGCAGAGGGACAGGAACGUCCAAUAGCGUUUGCCUCACGCACUCUCAAGCCCAGCGAAGUGAAUUACGCACAAUAUGAGAAGGAGGGUUUAUCUAUCAUCUUCGGACUAAAAAAGUUCCACAAGCAGCUACAUGGGAGGUUUUUCACCAUUGUAACUUAUUAUAAGCCUCUGAUGGGACUAUUUGGAGACCACAAGCCUGCAAGCCCAAUGGCAUCGGCCCGAGUAGCAAGAUGGCAUAUGAUCCUGUCUGCCUAUGAUUGCCAUCGGGAAGGCAGGAAACACCAGUAUGCCGACGCGUUGUCGCGCGUGCCAAUCCACAAAGAGGACUCUUCUUGGAACCACCCUGAGCUCGCGGAGCUCGAUGAAGCACCAGAGGCACGCAUCAACUUGCUCACCGAUCUGGACACGCGUCCUGUUGAGGCACGGGAAGGGUGUCUACCAGAGGAAGUGAGGCCCUUUGCCUGCAGGAGAGAGGAGCUGUCGGUGGAAGAUGACGUUAUCCUGUGGGGAUCACGAGUGAUAAUACCGGAUAACGUGGAGAUGCGGACUAGGAUCCUGGAAGAGCUGCACAGUACGCACCCGGGCAUCGUGAACAUGAAGGCCUUGGCCAGGUCAUAUGUCUGGUGGCCAGGGAUCAACAAAGAGUUGGAACAACAAGUAAGAAGUUGUCCCGGCUGUCAGCAGAGUCAACAUAAUCCAGUGGCAGCCCAAAUCCACCCGUGGGAGUUCCCGGAGAAACCCUGGAGUAGGAUUCACUGUGACUAUGCAAGCCUGGACGAGGGGAAUUUGCUGAUUGUGGUCGAUGCUCACAGCAAAUGGAUUGAAGCCAUUCGGGUGAGACAUGCAACAUCAGCAGCCACAGUAAGGGCCCUGAGACGGUUGUUUGCAACUCAUGGGUUACCGGAAACAGUGGUCACAGACAAUGGUAUGCAGUUUGUGUCGGAGGAGUUUGCCCGGUUCCUCAGCAGUAACAACAUCUGCCAUAUCCAAACAUCACCUAAACACCCGUCCAGCAACGGACUAGCCGAAAGAAGUGUACAGACGGUAAUAAAGCUCCAGAGGUUCUUAUUGAUGUACAGAGUCACACCUCAAGAAACGACGGGAAAGUCACCUAGUGAACUGAUGUUCAGACGGAAAAUACGCACUAAACUAGACAGUCUGCGACCCGAUCUCAACAAAUCUGUUCGAAGGAAGCAAGCUUCAAUGAAACAGACAGCAGAUCGAGGAAGCAAGGGACGAGUCUUUGAAGUGAAUGACCAUGUCAUGGUCAAGAACUUUACUUCCGGCCCUACUUGGCUUUAUGGAAUGAUAGAAGAAGUCAUCGGUGAGGUAAUGUACAAUGUAAAGUUGAAUGACGGCAGAGUCGUGCAUCGUCAUGUCGAUCAAAUAAGAGCAUACUGGCCAACCAGUAAGGAGCACGUGAACAUCCAGCCAAGAGAAGAGGGUCAACCAAUCGAAAAGCCGCUGAUAGUUUUGACUGCUCCCACAGCUAGGGUAGAUCCUGAAGGAAAGUCAGAGAGCGGGGAACCUCUAGCCCUUAGUGAUAGUACAUCAUCACAGCCAGAGCCGGAGGUCUCGGAUAACCGACAAAGUCCGACACAGCCAGAGAGACGCAGGUCGGAGAGGAUAAAAAGACCACCCAACAGAUUUGGGGAUUGCGUCCUGUAUAAAUGA